AUGUCUGACGAUGAGAAUGAGGAGAAUUUCAGUGAGUUUCUGUGAAACUAGAUUCUAGCUAAAUUUACGACCUUAAAAUCCUAGCUUGGAUUUUAAGGUCGUAGAUUUGAGAUCUGCGUGGGAAAAAAUUGAUAAGCCGUAUUUUUGCUAGAAAAUCGGAUUUUAAGAUUUUCUAGGGUAAAAGAUUUAUCUGAAUUUUAAAAAUGACGAAUUUUUGGAUCGAGUGGCGAUUUUGAGCGCGAAUUGUCAGAAAUUUGAAAAUUUUUCUACAAAAUUCUGGAGAUUUCUGUUCCAAAUUUCGUCCCAAAAAUCAAUAUUGCCACGUGGAUUCCCCCAAAUUUCCAGCUCAAAAAGUCAUCGACGAAACCUGCCGCCUUUCCGAAAAACAACGCGACAUAAUCCGCCGAACCUUCGCCAACAUGGAAAAAGACGGCGUCAAAAAUGGUCUCAAAAUAUUCGUCCGGCUAUUCUCCGAAUAUCCAAGAUACAAAUUAAUUUGGCCACAAUUCAGAGCAAUUCCUGAUUCUUCUCUAAUGAAUGCGAUAGAAUUAAGGUAAUUGACGAAAUACUUAAUUAGGUGAUUAAAUUAAUUAAAAAAUUUUAUAGACGUCACGCUUCAGUCUAUUUAAAAGGUUUGGGAAAAAUCAUCGAAUCGAUGAGAAACGAAGAAGAAUUGGGAAAACAAUUGGCUCGAAUUGCUCAAGCUCAUAUCAAAUGGAAUGUUCAACGAAACCAUGUUAUCGUAAGUACAAACUAUUUAGAAAAUCAGGAAUCCGGAUUAUUGAUUUUUCAGCACAUGAUUGAGCCGGUUCUCGAAGUUGUCAAAGAAACAAAUGGCUAUCAAUUGGAUGAGGAAACUCGUGUUGCUUGGAGUGUUUUGUAUCAAGUUAUUGCGAAUUUGAUUGAGGUUUUCAGAAAUCGCGCGCUCCAUGAUCAUUGA
Molecule: messenger RNA, 940 nt
Organism: Caenorhabditis angaria
Lineage: Eukaryota; Metazoa; Nematoda; Chromadorea; Rhabditida; Rhabditidae
Source: the annotation of a GenBank genome assembly